CAUCCACAAAGCAAGAUAUCACUUCCCGUAAAACCAAGUGAUUUAUACGCUGUCUAAUAAUUACUGGAUUUAGCUUAUGUACAUAUUGCAAAAUGUAAUUCUCUACGUUAAUAAUUACAAUUUAUUCACAUUCUUCUACUGUUUUUCUUAAUAAUUACGAAGACGAUGUGCGUUUUUUUACCUUCGGGAACUGUAGAAGAGAUGGGCCAUCAACCUCGCUAAACCUCGGAUAAGUGCUCACAGUCGGAAUACACUCCGGUAUAAUAUGGAAUAUUGUAUAGGCCUAGUCAUAUAUGUGUAUUGUUUGUGGCCAUGGCAUCUAGCUUCGGGUGCAACACCUCAAUCAAAAAACUCAGGUUUCGUGGCCUCAAGUGAACACAAGCGACUUCGGGAAGUGCUGUUUAAUGAUUAUGACGUUUCUGUUAGGCCCGUUAUCAAUUCAUCCGACCCUACAGUCAUUGAUCUGCAAUUUUUCGUCGCUCAGGUGUUAGAUGUGGAUGAACGAAGAGAAACAUUCAAAAUAAACGCGUGGUUAACUAUGCGAUGGUACGACGAAUACCUUCGCUGGGACCCAGAUGACUAUAAUGGCGUAUUUAAUUUCAAGACAUCGAACGAAAAAGUAUGGAUGCCAGAUUUGUGGUUGUACAAUAAUGCCGGAAGUAGAUACGAACAUUAUUACACAAAUUCUAUAUGUAGCAUCUAUAAUUCUGGUCGUGUGGUGUGGCAAUCGCCUGCAAUAAUCACAACGCAUUGCACGAUGGAUGUCACUCAUUUUCCGUUCGACCAACAGACUUGCCUGGUAAAAUUUGGACCAUGGCAGCACGGUGCAAAUGAAAUCACAUUGAAUGGAACAGGCUCUCACAGUCUAUACCUUUAUAAUGUGAGUUCUAGUGAAUGGGAAAUAUUCAUGUUUAGUGCUGACAACGGCCGGGAAGAUUAUAAGAUAUACCCAGAUGACGAUCCCGUACCAUAUACCUUUGUCACCUACUACAUCUUCCUCCGAAGAGUUCCAACUUAUUUCGUUUUCUAUUUGAUUAUGCCAUGCACAUUGAUCUCAGCGACGACAUUGCUGAGUUUCUUUCUACCACCUGAGUCAGGAGAGAAGGUGAGCUUAGGCAUUACUGUUCUACUCUCCCUCACGGUCUUCCUUCUCCUAGUUGCCGAGUUACUGCCUCCCACCGGUGCCGUUCCGAUAAUUGCAAUAUACUAUGCUUCCACAAUGGUAAUGGUUUCAUUAUCAUUAACAAUGUCAGUUGUGGUCUUAAACCUUCACCACCGAGGCCCCGAAAGUCAAGCAGUCCCAGGAUGGUUACGCAAGCUGUUUCUAGGCCGUAUUGCAAAGAUGGUACUUAUGAGAGCAGUAUCUCACAAGAAUCACUCUGCGUGCAAUAACAUCGUACACUAUGAUUCGUCAACAUCGUCACGUUUUGGAAACCACACUGUUCACCAAACAGUACGUUACACCAAAAGACGUCGGAAACGCCCCGAAAAGAUUGAAAUGAUCGACAUUUGUGAAAAUGAUAGCCUGCACUCAGACCUAGGCCUAGACAUGGGUAAUUCUGAGCUGCUUCUUCCAAGGGUUGACAGAUCUAGCGAACACAGAAAUUCCAUUGACGAAACAUCGCCCGGUUCAAACAAGCUUAAUAUGCGAGAAAUGGACAUUCUAAGAACACUUUUGGAAGAGUUUCGUAGCCUGAAGAAUGUAAUUUUCGACAAAGCAAAAAACGAACAGUUUCAUGGAGAGUGGAAGCAAGUUGCACUGGUUGUGGACCGUAUUUUCAUGCUGUUUUACUUCCUUGGAACACUAUUGACUUUAUUGUUAGUGAUAAAUCAAAUAGAUUUCAACGACAAUUAACGAUGGAAAAUUGAUCCUGACGUGGAAAUUACCUAUUUGAAGUUGCAAAAACGUUGCCGCGUUGCUGCAAAAUAGAAUUGAAAGAAAAUUUGUCGUUUCAGAAUUCGUGUAAAGUGUUAGUCACUUUUAGAGAUCUGACGACAAUUCGUGGUUUAGCGACUGACUGAGCGACUAAAAUGCCCUUCGCCAACGGUGAAUCAUGGCUAGUGCAAAGUAUCCAGCUAUUCUACAUUAGGCAUUAUGUGAUACUUAAUCCUCACUAUGUCAAAUCAAAUCAAACAAAUCAAAUAUACUUUUAUUUUCCAUACAAUAAAGUAAUACAAUAUUCAAUAAGAAUGCAGAAAAUUGAAAAAAAUUAAUUAUGUGAAUGCAUUUCGAUGAAGGAAAUAUGCAAACUGGUAAUAAAUAAGUAAAUAUUUGUGCAAUCAUCAACAUCAUCGUCGUCAUCAUCAUCAUCCUCGUUUUCAUCAUUAUCAUUAUCAUCAUCAUCAUCAUCAUCAUCAUCAUCUCAAUCAUCAUCAUAA
Messenger RNA from Anneissia japonica, 2379 nucleotides. Its product is annotated as neuronal acetylcholine receptor subunit beta-3-like. Bases 266 to 1855 code for a protein of 529 amino acids. Gene Ontology annotation, cellular component: neuron projection; postsynaptic membrane; synapse. The transcript has 7 exons. Gene Ontology annotation, biological process: monoatomic ion transmembrane transport; regulation of membrane potential; signal transduction. NCBI's taxonomy places the organism in Eukaryota, Metazoa, Echinodermata, Crinoidea, Comatulida, Comatulidae. Gene Ontology annotation, molecular function: transmembrane signaling receptor activity; acetylcholine-gated monoatomic cation-selective channel activity. The record is from RefSeq and is a predicted model, not a curated record.